Molecule: messenger RNA, 3030 nt
Organism: Mesocestoides corti
Lineage: Eukaryota; Metazoa; Platyhelminthes; Cestoda; Cyclophyllidea; Mesocestoididae
Source: the annotation of a GenBank genome assembly
AUGUUUCAUCAACCAUUUUUUGAACCUCCACCACAGAUGCCUGGUGUCCAGGUUGAGCCAGGUGCUCCUAUCCAGGAAGAACCAACACUGCAGCCACCUGCAACAUCUUUUCCUCCAGACACUCACACUCCUGUAUCUGAACAAUUUGACGACGUCACCUAUCUUGGCUCCGAGGUCACUGUAAUUCAUCGAGUCCCCAAUCAGACUGUCGCAAAUUGUUGGCGUCAGGAUGCACGUGGAGUCUUUCUCCAACAUCACGAGACAGGACGAGGCCGGUUUGAGAAUGAAAGUAGCAGCACCACACUUAGUUGUGCAGAUAGUUAUCAGGCCCAGCAAAAUGCUCGGGAAAAUGAAGGAACGGUUUGUGAAAAUGGAACGCGCGCCGUUACAGCAGACGCUGAGGACGUAACUAUUGUUUGUGUAGCCUCACAAAAACUCGAACCAACUGGCAGUGGGGAUAAAAAGUACUGUGGUCGACGACGACGAUCUUCUGAUGAAAGGGAUGAUAGGCAUUCAUUCGGGCGCCACCGCAGGCGACAACAAUCUACUCACUGCAUGUCUGAGGGCGAAGUGGACGGCAGGGAAGGCGGCGGGAGGCAUAAGAAGCACAGGUGGAGUCGACGUCGAAGUGAAGAACAACGGGGCGCCAGGACUCAUUCGCCAUCUUGCAACUGGGAUCAUUCCCAUGGAAGUUCAUGGACCCAUGUCACUGAAUGCGGUCAUACCAAUUCUUUACCUUCCAUGAAAAAGCAUUGGUAUCACAGUUCAAACUCUUCUCCAGUGCUUCGCAGACGAAAACCCAUAACUGGAAUGUUUGGUGCGAACCUUUUAGCCUCACAAAAGGAGGAACAGUGGUCAGACGGUGAACAAGUUCACUUGCGCCCCAUUAGUCCUAAUAAUUGUGGAAUUAUAGGUCUUUCAUUCAUUUGCCUGUUGGCCAUUGCCUGCCUUUUGUCGCCUAUUUUUAUGCUGUUGCUUCCUCUAAUCCUCUCUUUGGACCAUAUGGACACUCAGCAUUCACCGUUUUACUCAGCCUUCCCCAUUGCACAUAAUUGCAAUGUUCGUUGUGAAGCGGACCUGCUGUCAAUUUCCAUCAAAACAUUAUUACUAUGUUUAACCACAUGGAAGCUGUACGUCCAGCCAAUUGUCAGCGUAUGCCGUAGGUUACGAAUCCGACCACUUUCUGUCUCCGCACUGCUUAACCGCAAGUUUCGGGCGGUUGGAUGUUUCAGUCUAGAUUUUUCUCCCUUUGAUCCCGCCUGCCUUCAUCCUUUCCCUUCUACUGAGCGUUUGAUUGGACUCACACUGUCAGUGAAUCUUCUCGGCGUUGGAGCCACCUGUGCAUUUUGGGUGGCGUUUGUGGCACGUUGGAUGAGACGGAUGUUUCGAACGAGACCAGACCAUCUUUCCGCUGUAUCACAGGACCUCCAUGUUCAGUUUGGCAUCCCGGCCUCCCUGACACAUCCGUCUGACGCCUCCGACCAGAGUGGUCCUGCCAACACCUCCUAUUCCGGCCUUGCCAGCUUUGUGCUUACUUUCACAGAUACCCUCCUUUUACUGCACCUAGUAGCUGUAAUGCUUCGUACAUGGAAUUCCGUAAGAGGGGGAGACAGGCGCUUCGUUGUUCAAGUCGUUCGAUCACCAGAUGGAGUGAGCAAAACCUACCGUGUAGCUGGAGCUAGCCUCGAAGUUGUUGCCACACAUAUUAUCCAGAGGUACAACGUAGAUUUCCCGGUAGAAUGCAAGGUGUGGAUUGUGUGCAAUCUCUCCACCCCUCCCUCCCCUACUGUUUUCGCGAUUGUGCGCGCAAAGGUGAAGGUGGAGCCAACGCCCCCACCUAAUCACGACCCAGAUGGUUGGGUGACUCAUUCGUCUGAAUAUACGGACAGAAUCGAUGUGACAGCCAAACAGCUCUGUCUGGGUAGCAUGCGUGAUGAUUCGAGACUGCCGAAGUCUUACGUGAUGCCUUCCGCCCAUUCGGCUGAGAAUCUCCACCUGGGGCUUCGAAUCCAAGCUAUCCUAAUCGUGAAACAGCGCUAUGCUGCCGGCGCCUUUACCAAGAGGAAGAUUUUAACAGCGUGGUAUUCUCGCACUUCCCCAUCUUUCCGUCACCACAAUCUGUAUGACGCUCAGGUGGCCAGCGCUCCAUACCGGUAUAUUCGCAUCUCCCCCGACUCACCAGAGAACGAAAGCUCCAGAGCCCACUCCCGUCGGGCCUCACUUCGUUUGCGACGAAAACUGGCAUCUUUUUCCUGUCUCACGCAGGAAGAGCAGGAGUAUCAAAUGAAACGUUGUAGCAGUGCGGGUGGUGGAAGUUUCUUCAAGUUCUAUUCCCUAGAUGGUCCCGACGUCUGCUCAACAGCCGCGGAGUCCUUAACGACCUUGAAGGGUGGCGUCAACGAUGGCGAUGGUGGUGGCCGCAAUGUGGCCACCCUUUGUGCCGACCGAUACCGCAGCGAAGUGGAAUUUGAGAGGGUGGUGCGAAAACGACGGAUGCGGUUGCUGCUCGCCACAGAGAAGGCGUUCACUGGAGUGUUGGCUGUUUCGCCUGACGAGAUCAGUGUACCUGGACGCUGUGGGUCGAUGACUCCUCGCCAAGCAGCACAACUUCUCUUCCCCAAAAUCAUCGUCCCCCUUCAAAAGUACCUUCGUGUAACUCGUCUUCAACACCUGCAUCCACCAGACUCCAUUCUCUCUCGCUUAGCCAUCUGCCUGUCUCAUUCGGCUUCUCCAGAGGCCUUCCUUUCAAUUUUUCGCGCCAGAGAGCCAAGUACAACUGUUUUUUCUGCUUUUCUGGCUCCGAAGAGGCCCACUGGCCACACUAAAGUUCAAUCACCCACUACUUGCUGUGGAUCAUCACCUUCAAAGACCAUCCUCGCUCAGUCUUGGCACCUUCACAUCUUGGACUCCGAAGAGGGGUCACCAGCAAUGCUGCUGAAACCGGGCACGCGGUUCUAUUUGUAUCGGGCAGGUGUCAUGCUAUUCUGUCAGAUUCAACUAGAGCCCCUACUCUGCAUUAACAGAAUUUAA